Messenger RNA from Hylaeus anthracinus, 11575 nucleotides. RefSeq names its product laminin subunit alpha (gene LanA). Lineage: Eukaryota; Metazoa; Arthropoda; Insecta; Hymenoptera; Colletidae. The record is from RefSeq and is a predicted model, not a curated record. Gene Ontology annotation, molecular function: signaling receptor binding. Bases 570 to 11567 code for a protein of 3665 amino acids. The transcript is spliced from 20 exons. Gene Ontology annotation, biological process: regulation of cell adhesion; cell adhesion; regulation of cell migration.
AAUUGAACGAAUCCUAUGUACCAAACGCUAUAGACGAAACAAUGCAGAGAUUAUUGUUACUUAAUUCUAUUGAAACAAUAUUGUUUCAAACAAUUAAUUGCUAUCGAUAUCGCAGUCGUUUAAGUUAACGGUGUUGGACGAAACGUUCGUCGAAACGAGAUGGUGCUUCCGAUAUCGUUUUACUCUCGUUAUUUUGGCGUAGUUGGUCCUGUUGCAUAGAAAGCGCGCGUGUAGCGUGCAGGGGGUACGGAAUGGCAUGGUUUCGAAGUAUGUGCCACACAUCCUUCUAGGCUCGUCCCCUCUACCACCGCUGGCUGGCGGUCCUCGAUGACCUCCGGCCUGUCAGUCCGCACCGAGAAGCCGUUCAGGCACCAUCAGCAUCCGCGUCUCUCUCUUCGCGUUCUCCCGAGGAGAGAAAAAGAGUGCGAGAGGGACAAAGAAGGGCGAUAGAGGGGAAGUAAGAGAAUCUCUUCUGUCCUAUCCAUCGCGAUCUCGGAAGAACACGAGGCCCUUGAGGACGAAGGGGGAGAGGUGCCGACAGUGGCGGGCCCGAUCUGUCCACUGUCAGGAUGGCAAGGUGGUUGCUGAUAGUUUCGUUAACCGGUCUUCUGGUUCACGAAGCGAGGAACGAGAUCCUCACGCCGCCGUAUUUCAAUCUCGCCGAGGGCAAGGAGAUCAUCGCGUCGGCCACGUGUGGCGUCGACACCCCCGGCCCGGAACUCUACUGCAAACUCGUCGGUGCCAACGCCGACCAGCACGAAGACAUCAAUUUGAUACAGGGUCAGGUAUGCGAUUACUGCGACCCGGACAACCCGGAGAAGGUACACCCGCCGGAGUAUGCGGUCGACGGGAUGGAAACCUGGUGGCAAUCGCCGCCGCUUUCCAGAGGUAUGAAGUACAACGAGGUGAACUUGACGAUCAACCUGGGACAAGAAUUUCACGUGGCGUACGUUUACGUGAAGAUGGCGAACUCCCCUAGACCCGGGCUUUGGGUGCUCGAGAAAUCGAAGGAUUACGGGAAAACCUGGUCCCCCUGGCAAUACUUUUCGGACACCGCCAGCGAUUGUGUGACUUACUUCGGCGUGGACAGCCAGAAACCCAUCACUAGGGACGACAGCGUGAUCUGCACCACGGAGUAUUCGCAGAUCGUUCCUCUGGAAGGCGGCGAGAUACCGAUUUCGAUUUUGAACAACCGCCCUUCCGCCAAACACUACUUCAAUUCGACUCUCUUGCAAGAAUGGACGAGGGCGACGAACGUCAGGUUUCGCUUCUUGAGGACGAAGAACCUGCUGGGGCACCUGAUGUCGUUGGUCAGAGAAGAUCCAACCGUGACCAGAAGAUACUUUUACUCGAUCAAAGACAUCAGUAUCGGCGGUCGUUGUAUGUGCAACGGGCACGCGGACACGUGCGACGUACUGGACCCGAAGUUGCCGACGAAACUGUUCUGCAGAUGCCAGCACAACACUUGCGGGCCCCAGUGCGCGACUUGUUGCAAAGGUUUCGAACAGAAGAAGUGGCGGCAGUCCACGGCGGUAAAGAAGUUUACGUGCGAACCUUGCAACUGUUUCGGCCACUCGGACGAGUGCAAAUACGAUCCAGAGAUCGACGAGAAGCACUUGUCUCUGGAUAUUUACGGGAACUACGAGGGCGGCGGCGUCUGUCAGAAUUGCCGGGACAACACGGAAGGAGUGAACUGCAAUCGGUGCAAGUCGCGUUUCUACAGACCGCGCGGCAUGCCUCUCAACGCGACCGAUGUCUGUCAACCCUGCAACUGCGACAAUUUUUACUCGACCGGGAAUUGCGCUGACGUGACGGGCAAAUGCGAGUGCCGAAAGGAAUACAGCCCGCCCGACUGCGACAGUUGCAACGACGGAUACUUUGGAUAUCCGAAGUGCGUGCCUUGCCAGUGUCACCUGAAAGGAACGGACGGAGACUACUGCGAGGCGAUCGACGGUUCCUGCCCCUGCAAACCAAAUUACGCUGGCCAUUAUUGCAACCUCUGCGCGGAAGGCUAUUACAAUUUUCCGGACUGUUUGCCUUGCAGAUGCAAUCCACAGGGUUCCUUGAACGACAUCUGCGACGUGGUCUCCGGUAACUGCACGUGUGAGAACAAUUACGGUGGCAGGACGUGCGACAUUUGCGAGGACGGUUACUUCAAUUAUCCCGUCUGUAAAUAUUGCAACUGCGACACGCGCGGAACUCAGCCGGAGAUUUGCGAUAAAUCGGUCGGUGCCUGUCUUUGUAAAGAAGGAUACGGGGGCCUCAGGUGCGAUCAGUGCAUCAGUGGAUAUUACGGAUAUCCGAAUUGCAGGCCUUGCAAUUGUAGCUCGGUAGGAUCGUCCACCGUUAGCUGCGACGCCACAGGAAAAUGCUCCUGCCUCACGAAUUUCGCCGGGAAGACUUGCGACCAAUGCAGUCCUGGAUAUUACAUGUACCCGGAAUGCACAGCCUGCGACUGCGACAGCCACGGGUCCAUCGGCGCUUCUUGCGACGCGGAGGGUAAAUGCCAGUGUCGAGAGAAUUUCGACGGCGUCAGAUGCGGUCAAUGCAAGGAGGGCUUUUACAAUUUCCCCACCUGCGAGGGAUGCAACUGCGACCCAGCAGGUGUACUCGAGACCUUUCAGGGAUGCGGCUCUCUGCCCGCUGGCGAGCUCUGUCAGUGCAAGGAUCGGGUCGAAGGAAGGAUAUGUAACGAAUGCAAGCCGCUCUAUUGGAAUUUGCAACCUUACAAUCCUCAGGGCUGCGAAGAUUGCCACUGCAACAUACCUGGCGUUAUUGGAAAUAUCGGCGAGUGCGAUACAAAGAACGGUCAGUGCAUCUGCAAGCCCGGAGUGAUGGGCAGGAGUUGCGACCAGUGCGUAGAUGGAACGUACAAUCUGCAGGAGAGCAAUUUCUUCGGGUGCACAGAUUGCGCCUGCGACAUCGGUGGAUCCGUCAGCUCGAUAUGCGACAAACAGACAGGCCAGUGCCAAUGCCAGCCACGAGUCACCGGGCUUACCUGCAGAGAGCCACUGAAGGCUCACUACUUCCCCACGCUUCAUCAAUUCCAAUACGAAGCGGAAGACGGUAGAACGCCCAGCAGCAGCCCUGUUCGUUACGGUUUCACCGAGGAGCUCUUUCCGGGGUACAGUUGGAAGGGAUACGCGGUGUUCUCCGCCCUUCAAGACGAGAUCAUCUUGCCCGUUUAUAUCCAGAAGUCGUCCCUUUACCGAAUGGUUCUGAGAUACGUGAACCCGAACAACGAACCGAUACUUGGCACCAUCACCAUCACUCCCGACAAUCCAUCGGGCGUGGAGCAGUACUUCAAAGUGAACUUCAAGCCAACGGUCAAACCAUCGUUCGUGACCGUCGCUGGGGCCCACGGUAACCAUCCCUCGCCUAUGGUGAUGGAUCCAGGCCGUUGGUUCUUCAGGAUCGCUACAAAGAAGAGCCUCUUCCUCGAUUAUUUCGUGCUGCUUCCAUCCGAGUACUACGAGGCGUCUAUUUUAACACAGGACGUGAACAUACCGUGCGAGGUUGGGUACAAAGGACUCUGUCGCCACUACGGCUAUCCGGACUUGACCAGAUUCGACUCCGUUCUCGGGGCUGGUGGAUUUUUGAACGAGAACGACGUCAGAAUCCCUCUGACGGAAUAUUUCACGGAAAGAGACAUUCUUCGAGAGAUCGACAGGGAAGAGGUACCAUUGAUCAACGAUAAACAAGAGGAGAUACAUUUCGAUUUAAGAGUCUCGAAGCCGGGCCCGCACGUGCUGUUGGUGACGUACGUUACGCCGAAGGACGAGACCGUGACGUCUACGCUUCUUAUAGAGGCGAACACCGUCGGCAAAGGAAAAGCUACUCUGUACCCAUGCAAAUAUACGAGCAUCUGCAGACAGGUCGUAACCGACACCUACGGCAGAGUGGCUGCCAUGAACUUCCCUUCGAAUUACGUCAGUUUAAUCUUGACGGGCGAGCCCGUGUCCAACGUCGCCAUCGACUCCGUCGUGGCAAUCCCCUCGCAUCAGUGGUCUCUGGAUUACGUGAAGCCUAAAUCCAUCUGCGUUAAAAAAGACGGCGUUUGCGUGAAAGGCCAGUUCCCCGGAGCCGCCGAUGCCAAAAAGAUCGAGUUCGAGAGCGUCGGUACCGUCCCGGAAUCCACGAACAGACCUAUCGGUAUAUACGACAACGCCACCAAGCUGAUCUACCUGGACGACAAGAACACGAUGGUCGACAUCCACGCUAAAGUCUUCCAACCGGGAGACUACACGUUCGUCGUUCAAUAUUAUCAACCAGAUUACCCGGAGUACGAGCUGGACGUUCUGGUGCAGAACGGAAAGUUCUACGAGGCGAAGAUAUCCGUUCCCCACUGCCCCAGCAACAGCGGUUGCCGCAGCGUCGUGAGGCAAAUCGACGGGAACAUCGGGUUCCAGCUGAUCGAGAACUUCGUGAUAACCUUCAAGGAGAGCACCGAGAACGGGAUCUGGCUGGAUUACAUGCUGGUAGUCCCUAGCGAACAGUACAACGAGAAAAUCCUCAAGAAGAUUCAAGUAGACCAGACGAAGGAGUUCAUUAAGAAGUGCGGGUACAAUCACUUCCACAUCAACAUCACCAAGGAGGGAUUCUGUCGCGAUUCGAUUUUCUCGCUAACGGCGAACUACAACAACCGCGCUCUGCCGUGCAACUGCGACAUAGACGGCACCAGAAGUUUCGAGUGCGAGAAGUUCGGCGGACAGUGCCCGUGCAAGCCCAACAUCAUAGGCAGACGAUGCGAAAUCUGCAAGACCGGGUUCUACGGGUUCCCCAAUUGCAGGCCGUGCAGUUGCCCCAGCACCGCCCUUUGCGAGCCGGAAACAGGAGCGUGUAUCUGCCCGUCGAGGGUCACGGGCGAACGAUGCGAUCAGUGCGAAGUAGGAACGUACGGGUUCCACCCGAUAAUCGGCUGCGAGGAGUGCAACUGCUCCCCCGUCGGCGUCGUCGACGGCGACAUGCAGUGCGAUCUUCUGACCGGCAGUUGCAGGUGCAAGGAAAACGUGGUCGGUAGGCAAUGCGAAAAGUGUCGGUCCGGGUACUCGCAGUUCCCGCAUUGCGAGGCGUGCGACUGCGACGUAAGGGGCACGACCGCCGACAUUUGCGACCAGUACACCGCCGAGUGUUACUGCAAACCGAACGUCCAAGGUUCUGCUUGCGACGUUUGUAAAGAGGGCACCUUCAAUAUCCAAGAGAGGAACGAGGACGGCUGCACCAAGUGCUUCUGCUUCGGCAAGACCACCAGAUGCGUGUCCGCGAACCUCUACAGGACCCACGUGUUCGACAUGACCGGCUGGGGCCUCGCCGUGUCGGCCGAGAAGGGCGCGAACUUGAUGUCCUUGACGACGUACCCGCAAGAGCUGAACGAGACCACCGUCGCGACCAGUCUAACCGGCAACGACACUUCCGGGGAGGUUGUUUACUUCUCAGCGCCGGACGCUUACCUGGGAAAGAAAUUAACGUCCUACGGGGGUCACCUAAAUUACACCGUUCACUACAGCACGGGACUUUUCGGUAACGCGGUCAGCGCGGCUGACGUGAUCCUUCAAGGUUACGACACGACGUUGUUCUACUACGCCGACGAGCAGCCCCCGUCGUUCACGAUAUUUCAGGCGUCCCUGGAAUUGAUCGAGUCGAACUUCAUCACUCACAAUCGACUCAGCGCUACCAGGGAACAACUCAUGGUGGUUCUCGAGAAUCUUCGGGGCAUACAUAUCCGAGCGACUUACUGGAACCCCAGUAUCCAGGCAUCCUUGUCCUACGUGCUUCUGGACGUGACCACCGAGUUUUAUUCGGCCCAGUACAACGUUCCUGCUGGCAGCGUCGAACAAUGCCAGUGCCCACCAAAUUACCAAGGACUCUCUUGCGAAGAAUGCGCGCCGGGCUACUAUAGGGUGCAGUCCGGUCCUCACGGAGGAUGCGUUCGUUGCGAGUGCAACGGCCACGCUGAUACUUGCGACGUCAACACCGGAAUAUGCUUGAAUUGCAAAGACGGGACCACGGGCGAUCACUGCGAGCUCUGCCAGGAAGGCUAUUACGGUAACGCCACCGGCGGAACCCCAACGGAUUGUCUGAUCUGCGCCUGCCCGCUACCCGUUCCCUCGAACAACUUCGCCACCGGUUGCGACGUGAACGAAGAAGGUAACAAGAUAAGCUGCGACUGCCUUCCGGGCUACUACGGGGCCCGCUGCGAGGUCUGCGCUUCCGGUUACUACGGGAACCCGGAGGCGUACGACGAUUAUUGCAAACCCUGCGAGUGUUCCGGGAACAUCGACACGAAUCAAGUCGGCUCCUGCGACUCGAUAACGGGCGAGUGUUUGUCGUGUUUGAACAACACGUACGGAACGGCCUGCAACAUCUGCGCGCCCGGGUUCUUCGGGGACGCCGUCGAGAGAAAGGAUUGCCGGAGCUGCGUGUGCGAGGAGUGCGGGAUGGAGCACUGCGACAGCUACACCGGCAAGUGCUUCUGUCGCGAGAACGUCGUCGGGGACAGAUGCGACCGUUGCGAAGACGACCACUACGGUUACGAUAGUUGCGACGGGUGCAAGGCUUGCGAUUGCGAGGUGGCAUCCGAGAGCAGCCAGUGCGACGAGAACACGGGCCAGUGCAAAUGCAGGCCUGGCGUCACUGGACGCAGAUGCGACCAGUGCGUUCCGGGAUACUGGAAUUACGGACCCGGAGGAUGCACCUCGUGCGGGUGCAAUACCGGGUACUCGGUCGGGGUGUCCUGCAACACCACUACCGGCCAGUGUACGUGUUUACCAGGUGUUGUAGGGGAGAAAUGCGACCAUUGUCCGUACAGGCACGUCCUGAUUCCGGGGCAAGGAUGCUUCGCCUGCGACUCGUGUCACGGAGACUUGUUGGACGUCACCGACGACCUGUCCAAUCUGUUGGACCCUGUAUUCAGGGAGUACAGUUCAGUUGCCGAGAGCUACUUCACCACUCAACGGCUCAAGUUCAUCAACGACACGGCGAACGAUCUGUAUCCACAGGUAAUACUCCUCGAUCCCAGCCGUGUGAACUUUCUGCCCCUCCAACAAGAAGUGAAGAGGCUGGAGUCGGAGGUUUCGAACCAGAAACGCGAGAUCGAUUUCACCGCGGAGGACAGCGUGAACUGGAAGUUCGCGGCCGAGAACACGUUGAAGAACAUGAAUUACCUGGAGUCGGACGUGAUCGAGGAGAUCGACUUCGCGAGGUCUACCGUCUCCGAGGUGGAGUCCUUGGCGCUGAACAUCGACGUGGAUAACGGCGGUAAGGUGGACAGCGCGUUGAAAGAGGCUACGGAGAUCCUGAAGAGGAUCCAGGACGUGUCGUUCGUAAAGUUCCGCGAUCGCGCGACGGACCAGGCCGACACGGCCAACAUCCUCGUGUCGAGCAUGUUCGAGUACAACGCGCCGGUGGACAAUUUGCUGGCGAUCGCCGGAGAUUUGGGCAAGAAGAUCCGAAACGUGACCGGCAAGAUGGACGAUCUCGAGGAGAUCGUCUGGAACGCACAGGAAUUGGCGAGCAAGGUCGACAGGUUGAACCAAGAGAACAGAAUCGCCGCGGACACGGGAAAUUUCGACGUGGUGAAGAAUGCCACCGGCGAAGCGGAGGAGGACACGUUGGCAGGCGAGGAGCUGAACAAAAACGCCACCGAGUGCAUCGAGAUAGCGAGCCGGAACGUCGCGGCCCUCACCAGAGACGCGAUGGACGAAUCCAUGGAUACGUUGAACGCGACGAUCAUCGAGAACGAUUUAAUGCUGGUGGAGCUGGUCGAACCGGUUCAAAACGCGCGCGACCACGCGGAGUAUCUCUACAAUCGUUCCUUAGAUUUGGACGACCUGCUGACGGACACGAGAAACACGGACGCCGUGAAAGCGGUUUCCGCUUACAGAAACAUCGGAACGGCCAUCGAGGAAGCCCACGAAGCAGCAGCCGACGCCAUCGACGCCGCCAACAACGCGACCGGUUUGUCCGACGGGAUCAAGCAGAGGAUGCUCGACUCGCGAAACGCGUCUCUGCGUUUACUGGGAUCCGCCAGGGACACCUCGGAGAAGACCAGAGGGAAACCCGAGGAGGACCUGCGGAACGCUCGAAUGGACGCCACCUCGAUUUUCGAUCAAAACAAGCGCAACAAGGACCUCUUGGACAACGUCGACAAGAUCCUUUCCGGUAUCCCGCCGCCCACUUCGACGAUCGCUCAGGCCGCCAUGGACCAGGUCGUAAACGUCGGAGAGAGUAUCGAGCGGUCCGUAGACGAUAUGAACAGGGUCGUUAACGAGAUACCGGCGGACCUUAAGAAGACGAAACAGCUGUCGAAGAACAUUUCGGAAUUCAUGCGCGACGUGUCCCAGGCACAGAGACAGCUCGACAUCGUCGACGGGCACGUUCCCCGUAUCGCCGCGAUGUUGAACGGUUUGAACGACAACCAGAGAGCGAUCGACGCGCAAGGGAACGACCUUCACGGCAAGAUCGAAACGUUGAAGAGUAAAAUCGCGAACGCGAGAGAAUUGGCGGAUCGUUUCGAGACCGGUCUGACGUUCUAUAGAAACACCACGCUCGAGUUGAAGAAUCCUGAAAGUCUUCCUCUGUUGGCUACCUCUACCAAAGUCUCUCUGUAUUUCAGAACGAAUAAAACCAACGGUUUCCUGUUGUACCUCGGGAACGAGGAGAACGCGAAAUUGCCGUGGUCGAAGACUCGCGACUUCAUGGCUCUCUUGAUAGAGAGCGGAUAUCCGGUGCUGAUCAUCGACCUGGGCUCCGGGCCCGAGAAGAUCAUCAACCCGAAGUUCGUGUCCGACAACGUAUGGCGACAGAUAAUCGUCGAUAGAACGGGGAAGAACGUGAAGCUGAUUAUCCGCGAAGACAUCGGCGAGGGCAAGGAUCGUCUCUACGAAAAGGGACACGUGUUGCCGGGCUCGUACUCGAUAUUCGACGUCGACCAAGAGCAUUCGAAGCUGUUCGUAGGCGGCUACCCUUCUUCGUUCAACAUGCAAAACGCCGUGACCGCGUCCUCGUUCGAGGGCGAAAUGGAAGAGCUAGCGAUCGGCGAGAUACCGGUUUCGUUCUGGAACUUCGUAGAUGGGGAGAACAAUCAGAAGGAGGCGCUCGAAAGGGACAAACUGGUGAACUUCCAACCGAGCACCGGAUACAGAUUCGACAGGCACGGGUACGCUAUCCUCAGCAAGAGGAACUUGAAGAUAUCCCCGGACAGCAAGAAGUUCAGUAUCAAGCUCAACUUCAAGACGUUCGCGGAGAACGGGCUGAUAUACUUGAUGGGAAAAGGCAAGCAGUUCCUCUCUCUGGAAACGAGGAACGGUCAUGUACUCUAUCAGUACGAUCUCGGCGACGGAGAAACGAGCCUGAGAUCUUCGGGCAAGUAUAACGACGGGAACUGGCAUAAUCUGGAGGCUCUUAGGUUCGAGAAAAUGGGCGUUUUGAAGGUCGACGGUGUCGACCUGGUAAACAGCAAGGCUGCGGCUGGAAACAGCAAGAACUUGGUGUCCUCCGAUCACAUCUACUUUGGUGGGUACCCGCCGAAUGCCAAGCAUCCUUACGGUCCUGUGACCAACGAAGGCUUCGAAGGUUGCAUCGAUCAAGUGGUUAUCCUAGACACGGUGGUCGAUUUGACUCGCAACAUUCAAGCGUUCGGAGUCAUUCCUGGCUGCCCAGCGAGGUUCGCCAGUCUGGUCUCCUUCGAAGAGGGUACACCCGGUUACGUGAAAUGGCCGAACGUUUCCGUAUCGGACACCCUCCAAGUGAACCUCAAGUUCAAGACUCUAGCGAGCGACGGUCUAAUUUUCUACAUAACCGAUCACGACACAGGCGCGGUUAGUUUUCUGUCGCUGAUCGACGGUAUACUGGUCUUCGACAGCCAGGGCAAAGAAUUGAAGACGAGCCUGUCCGGCAUCAAGUUCAACGACAACGAGUGGCACGUGGUUACGGCCACCCACACGAUAGACUCUUUGAAACUCGACAUCGACGAUACCAAAAAUUACAAUACCGACUUCGAACCGCAACCGUUCUUCGUACCUAACGGCAGCAUGUACAUCGGUGGACUGCCAGCUACAUUCGGCAUCCUCCAAACCGGCAUGAUGACUCCGUUCGUUGGUUGCAUCGGUGACGCGACGCUCAACGGCGCCAUCAUCAACUUCGCCAACACCACUGAUAGACCUCACGCUUUCCUGGGAAAAUGCAAGAGUGGAGAUCUAUCCUCUAUACCAUCGGUAACCGAACCGGAACCGGAUGUAUUACCGCCGUUGCUACCAACGGAGAGUCUAGACGACAAUGUCGAGAUAUCCACCCAUAUAAAUGUCGUAGACGUUGAUUUGGAAAAAGGAACAGAUGAUGAAGAACCUCGUAACACAGGGGGUCGCGGUGAUUAUAACGAAGAAUUUACUACGACCACCGAGCCUACGUCUACCCAAAGACCAACGCCAGUCCACGUGGAUCAGUGCCGAUUGCCUUACUACCCGGCGGAUGAUCCUGACUUGGAUAACGCUUGGAGAUUCGGCACCGCGAGAAACAGCAGAUUGGAGUACAGAUCUUUGAACGGCAGAUACAAGAACGACUACGACUUCCAAAUUGACGUUAAAACUAUGGCUGAAGAUGGAAUUAUAUUCUACACUUCGGAUCUCGAUAAUCAGAGUUUAAUCGCCGUGUACGUCAGCGGUGGAAAGCUUCAUUAUAAAUUCGACUGUGGAAGCGGGCCCGCUUUACUGGUCAGCGAAAAAAGGAUAAACGACAAUCAAUGGCAUACGGUCAUAUUCAAGAGAGAGGGAAAUUACGGAGAGCUGCUCGUCGACGAAGACUCACGGGUAACAGGAUAUUCCGAAGGACCCUCGGGAACUAUGAACGUGAGCCCGCCGUUCUACGUGGGUGGCGUCCUGCAGGAUGCAUUCAACAAAGUGUAUAAUACGAUUGGUACAAAUGAAACGUUCAACGGAUGUCUAGGAAACUUUAUGGUAAACGGACAGCCAGUUGGUGAACCGAUAAACAAAGUAGGCGUGAUUCCAUGUUCGAAACGGGUGGAACCAGGACUAUUUUUCUUCCCAGGCAAUGGUAGCAAUUUGUUCAGAGCGCUGGAUAGGUUCACAGUCGGCAGAACAGUCGAUAUCCAAAUGGACAUCAAGCCACGUUCCGCGUCCGGCCACUUGUUGUCUGUUCAUGGAAAAAGGGAUUACCUGGUAUUGGAGAUGAUAAACGGAACUGUCAAGUUCCUUGUGAAAACUGCAAAGGGCUCGAUAGAAACUUCCGUCGAACCAACAAAUACGAAUUCCCUGUGCGAUGGCAAUUGGCACAAUAUUCGAGCUGUCAAGCAGAAGAAUUCCGUAAUUUUGUCAGUGGACCACAAAGCAUCCCCGCCAGGUAUCGGUGGUAAAAAUGUGGCCGGAGUUCUGUCGAAACAUCCGAUCUUCAUCGGUGGUCAUCCGAUGCUUGGAAAGAGGUUGCGAGGAAGCACCUCGCAAGCACAGUACGUUGGAUGUAUCACAAAUAUUCACAUCAACAUGAUACCGAUAAGUCUGGGCCCGGAACGUGCGUACGGAAAAGUUAUUGCUGGCGUGUGUCCAACGAUAUAAAAAUAAAA